Messenger RNA from Lactuca sativa (garden lettuce), 2784 nucleotides. Its product is annotated as G-type lectin S-receptor-like serine/threonine-protein kinase SD2-5. Gene Ontology annotation, molecular function: ATP binding; protein serine/threonine kinase activity. NCBI's taxonomy places the organism in Eukaryota, Viridiplantae, Streptophyta, Magnoliopsida, Asterales, Asteraceae. The record is from RefSeq and is a predicted model, not a curated record. Gene Ontology annotation, biological process: protein phosphorylation.
UUGGCCUGAAAUGAGUCAACUAUAGCAUGGACUUGAGUUGUUGAAACCUUCUUAUACGUUAGAUUAGAUUAUUAUAUCAUGUCUUACAUUUCAUAGGUUCUUGUGGUGUGGGUUAAUUAGUGCAUGAUGAGGACACCUUGUAUCUGUAGCUUUUUGUUUGGCUUCUUUCUCAUCUUCUCAUCCAUCGCUGCUCAAUUAGACUACGUUUCUAAUGCAAAUCUUUCAAGCACAUGGACCAACAAUGAAUCUUCUAUCCCUUCCUCCAAUUCCCCAGAUGGCUCAAGGAUCAGAAUCAUUCUCAGUGUAAAAUACAGAUUCGCUUGUGGCUUCUUCUGUAAUGGAACCUGCACAUCUUUCCUCUUUGCCAUUCUUUUCAAUACAAAUGAUCAUGUGAUCCUUUGGUCAGCCAACCGAGACAAUCCAGUCAGGGAAAGCGCAAUCCUGAAUUUCACUGCAGCAGGAGAAUUGGUGUUACAGGAUGUCGAUGGAAGCACAGUUUGGACUACAAACACAACCGAGAAAUCUGUUGCUUUCAUGAACCUAACUGAUAAAGGAAAUCUGAUGUUGUUUGAUAAUACUAAAUCGAUGGUGUGGCAAUCUUUUGAUCACCCAACAGACUGUUUGUUACCAGGGCAAAAAUUAUUUCAAGGGCAGAAGCUCAUACCUAGUGUUUCGUCAACCAACUGGACAGCUCAAAAAGAUUCUUACUCUCUUCAACUUACCCAUGAAGGUCUGUUUGCUUAUGUUGGAUCAAACCCACCUCAGGUCUAUUUCCCUUCCUUUGGCAUAGAUAUAGAUAUGAUAAAUAGUUAUUUUAAGUUCUUUAAUGGGAGUUUGUCUUUCGUUGAUAGUAUGCAAUACUCACUUCAGUAUGUGAAACUAAUGCCAGAUGGGCAUUUGAAAGGAUUUACAGUGCCAGAUUCUGUGUGGGCCGAUUUUCUAACUGGUGAUCUUGGAGAGUGUUCUUAUCCUUUAACUUGUGGGAGAAAUUCCAUUUGUUCAGCUGAACGACAAUGUACUUGUCCAGGGAUAGACUCUUUUAGAGCAGUCAAUGAUCGCAAACCCAACAUGGGUUGCUUUCCGGUUACUCCUCUCACAUGUAAUGCUACCCACGAUCAACAUUUCAUUGAACUCACCAACAUCGCCUACAUCAACAACAUUGCCGACAUGGAGGAUGUGGAUAUAGAGAUUUGCAAACAAGCAUGUCUGAAAAAGUGCUCAUGCAAAGCAGCUGUAUUCGAGUAUGGUUCCAAUACUACAAGUGGACGUUGCUAUUUGCUUUCCGAGCUUUUUACAAUGCCGAGUGUUGAAGCAGGUGUACUCCCAUACAAUAUUUUAACCCACAUAAAAGUCCAGAAUGUAACAUCAUCAAGUAUGAAUGUAACGUCAUCAAGUUCUUCAAGAAAUCUAGUUGCAACGGUUCUAGGUUACACAAUUGGAAGUUUUGUGCUUCUUAUUGUGGUCGUAGGUUUUAUAAUGUUUGCUGUCCGAAAGGAAAAAACGAAUAGUGAAAUGGAGGAAGAGCAUUUAGAUCAAGUGCCAGGAAUGCCCAUUCGGUUUUCCUAUGAACAACUCAAAACAGCCACACAGAAUUUCAGUAAAAAGCUUGGCGAAGGAGGAUUCGCAUCGGUGUUCAAAGGGACUCUUGAAGAUGGCUUGCAGAUUGCAGUAAAACAUCUUCAGGGUGAUGUGUACGUGCAUGUUAAAAAAUCAUUCAUGGCUGAGGUUGAGUCCAUCGGCAGCAUUCACCAUGUGAAUCUAGUUCAACUUAAAGGAUUUUCUGCUUGGAAAUCAGAGCGACUUCUCGUCUAUGAAUUCAUGAGUAAUGGAUCAUUAGACCAGUGGAUCUACUACUCUGGUGGAGACCACCAAAAGCACCUACUUGGAUGGGAAUGCAGAAAAAAAAUUAUUCUUGAUAUAGCUAAGGGUUUAGCAUAUCUCCAUGAAGAACGUAGCCAAAAAAUCAUCCACCUCGACAUUAAACCUCAAAACAUACUCCUAGACAGCAAUUUCAAUGCCAAAGUAUCCGAUUUUGGGUUGUCUAAGCUCAUUGAUAGAAAUCAAAGCCGCCAAGUGAUGACUACAAUGAGAGGAACCUUUGGCUAUAUGGCUCCAGAAUGGUUGAGCUCGGUUAUCACUGAAAAGGUGGAUGUGUAUAGCUUUGGGAUCGUUCUUUUGGAGAUCUUAUGUGGAAGGAAAAAUCUCGACAGGUCUCAGCCAGAGGAAAGUUGGCACUUACUGGGUGUCUUUCAGAGAUGUUGGGAACAAGGGACAUUGUUAGAUAUAGUUGACAGGUACAGUGAAGAUAUGCAGCUACAUGCUACAGAAGUCACAGAGAUGAUGAAAGUGGUUUCAUGGUGUUUGCAAACUGAUUUCACUAGAAGGCCUUCGAUGUCAACUGUGAUUAAGGUGUUAGAGGGAGUAAUAAGUGUUGAAUCCAACUUGGAUUACAACUUCUCAUGUCCAAGACUGCAGGAAACAACCUUUGAGCAUGACAAAAGCUCCAAACCCGCGUGUGAUUCUAUUCUAUCAGGGCCAAGGUAAGUUAGAAUAAGAUUCUUGUGGAUCAUUUAUAUGGAUCUUUUUAAUGCUUCUGUAUUUUCUUUCAUCAAGAACAAUUAAACUGCUCGUUAUGAACAUACGUAGUUUCAUCCCACCGAAUAAAAUGGAUUCCACUUCUCUAUGUCCAAACGACACUUGCUUUAAGAGUUUAAGAGCUAGAACUGAAACUUGUGGAACUCAUUGUUACGACUUAUAAAAAAACAUGGAAAUAUUGGUGAUUUA